Tarenaya hassleriana is the source of this 793-nucleotide messenger RNA. RefSeq lists its product as uncharacterized. The record is from RefSeq and is a predicted model, not a curated record. Gene Ontology annotation, molecular function: enzyme inhibitor activity. The transcript is spliced from 2 exons. Lineage: Eukaryota; Viridiplantae; Streptophyta; Magnoliopsida; Brassicales; Cleomaceae. Bases 82 to 642 code for a protein of 186 amino acids.
AAAAAGAAUCAAAGAAGAACAAUAAACAACGGUAGAAAAAAUAUCGAAAGAAAUAUUAAUAAAAAAAUAUCCGGCAAAGAUAUGGCUUCGUUCUCCGGUCGUUUAUCCGUCGCCGCCGCUGCGAUCAUUGUGCAGUUUCUCUCGUUGGCCGCAGAACCGCCGCCCACGGAGUUCAUCAGCAUUGUAUGCCAACGUGUCACCGACAAAGCUUAUUGCCUGAAAGCUCUGACGGAGAAUCCUCAGGCGGUUGCCGCAAAUGGUCUGUUUCCACUGGCUGAGGUAGCGAUCGGACUCGGGAAAGCACACGCCGAGAAGACACUGGCUUUCAUCGACGAGACAGUGAAGAAGGAGCCGCCGAACAAGGCAGUGUACGCGCAGUGCCGCGACGCCUACGCAGGAAUCCUCGCGUCCUUCGGCAGCGCCGCCGCCGGUCUCAAGUCGACACCGGACACGGCCAACUACGACGUCAUGGUCUCACGUGACGAGACGAGCCACGUCACAGCACUGAUCGGCAAGAACGAUGACGUGGUAUCGAAGACGCUCUUGGCGAUGAACGAUCAGAUGAGCCAUUUCAUCGAUCUGGCCUCCGGCGCUACGGAUUCCGUCGACGACGACGACGAGAAUACUUUCCGUCGUGAGUGAUUCGGUUUGGUUUGAACCGGGUCCGGAUUUGGUUUUCAUUUUGGUUUAUGUAUUGAUAUUGAGUGAUUUGUUGUAUUGGUGUAUAUAUGAAAACUCAAUAUUUCCUUAGUAAAUCGUUAGAGACGUGCAACAAAAUCGAUUUCGUCCCUCG